This is a messenger RNA of Parathielavia appendiculata, 1585 nucleotides long. RefSeq lists its product as uncharacterized. Lineage: Eukaryota; Fungi; Ascomycota; Sordariomycetes; Sordariales; Chaetomiaceae. The coding region runs from base 230 to 1402 and encodes 390 amino acids. The record is from RefSeq and is a predicted model, not a curated record. The transcript is spliced from 3 exons.
ACGAUGUCAAACAUUCUAGUAGUGAGCAAGACACUGACAUAGACGCCCGCACGAGACAACUCCUCCAAGACAUCCUUCAAGUUGGUUCGGACAACCCGGCGGUUGCACUGCACGACCUGGCCGUCAUCGACAUAGAGACGCCGGAUUCCACAACAGCUCUGGCGCCCCAGAUCAAGUUCGGUGCGAAUACGGUCAAGAAGAUCAGUGACAGCGUAGGUUCAGACACAAGAUGGGCACCAUCGAGGCCAUGUACCAUGGUCGCUUGCUAACAACGCCGUUCUUACAGCUAAUCGAUCAAGAGGUUCGCCAUCGACUGCUCUUUGUCCGCGCCUCGUACAAGAUUCCAGCUCCGGGCCUUCUCAAGCUGCUGCUUUAUGUCCUCCAUCCGGAGAUGAUCGAGGGUUUCAAGAACCACGUAAUGAAGGUGUCCAGGUUCGGACGACCGAAUGCGACUGAUGGGGUUGUAGCCCACAUCACAUUGCGAAGCUGGUCGCGCAGCACUGCAGCUCUGCCGCCCCAUCACCACAUGGAAGAAGACAAGAUCGAAUUCCCGGAACAACUGAAAGGGACCCUUGACCGGGUUCGGAAAAAGGAGGAACCAAGGCUCAUGGGAGAAGAAAAGAUAAAACGCACAAACGAGCAUGUUAAAAUUGAGCGAGACGCAGUGGCAAUACAGGAUGAAAGCUGUCUGGGGGGCGCGAACGCGACCGCCGUCAAUAGGGGCUCAGGAAAAGGGAACGACGGAGAAAAGGAUCUUCCCAUUUUUGAGCUCAAAGUCUCGUCGGUUGGCAUUUCGACAAACGAGUUUGGCGAUUUCAGCAAAUGUUCUGUCAUUACCGACCUGGUAGACGAAACCGACUUGAUUGAGCUCGGCGACACAAUACAGGACAUCUGGGACAGCUUCAUACAUCAACCACAAACCGGGAGGUUUCUCGUGUUCGCUGUCAUUCUGGGUUGUCUGUGCGAAAGAAUGGCCCGCGAAUACCGCCAGCUCAUCAAGGAGUUCUUCGAGGAAAUGAACCUGGAUAGGAUGUUUUCGUCCACCUAUCUUGAAGACAGGUCGGAAACUCUGCGAAAGCGCAAUGGGGAUGCUGAACUGCGACUGAGUCUUUGGAGCCUCGAGGCCCUCUACAAAAUGAGCAACACCAUGGCCACGUCGGUACGGACCAUCGAGUUAGCAAUAGCGGACGUGAACAGGGAGAUUCAGGAGGUAAGGUUACUAUCAGCCCGCUCAAUCAAAUGGGCUGCUCUCGAUCUCGGCACUGCUGACACCCGUUUUUGGUUCAGGGGCCCGACAAGCGAAGCGAGGAGCUGGACGACAUGUGCCGCACGCACCUGGAGCAGCUCGAACGGAACUUCUCGGACCUGUCGGCCCUCCAGAUCAGAAUGGAACGGCAGGUAGAGUUGAAUAUGCGGUAUUCCAGUGCGGUAAGCGACAACACAUGCUAGGGGCCUUGGGGCAGAUCGGCAAUGCCUCUCUCCGUUGGACCCCAGAGGCCGGCCAGAAGCUGAGAUUUCUCGCAGCUUUCCGCCAUCCUUGCCCUGCGCGUCAGCCAAGACUCAUACCGGCAGAACAAAACGAUCC